AUGACAUCUGAAGUCGCACAUUCAUAUAUAGAUCAACAUUUGGACUCCAUUCAAGAGGAGACUGGAUUUUUUAUAAAUAGCUUACCAACUAUUACAAAGACUGCUUUGAAGGUCUCUAGUUGUAAGCGAAUCGGCAAUUAUAUACUUGGAAAAACCAUUGGUUCCGGAACAUCCAGUAAAGUAAAGAUUGGAACCAACAUCAUCACUGGAAAGAAAGUUGCUAUAAAAAUAACCAAACCAAAACGAGUAAAGGAGAGAAAGGAAAUUGAACGUGAAAUUUCUAUUCUCAAGCUAUUGAAGCAUGGAAAUAUCAUUCAACUAUACGAUGCCAUCUAUGAUGAGGAGAGAGGAAGAAUAUGUUUAAUUUUGGAAUUAGUUUCUGGUGGUGAGCUUUUUGAUUACAUUGUUGCCAGAGGUCGUCUCUCUGAGCGAGAAGCAAGAAAGUUCCUACGUCAAAUUCUAGCUGGUUUAAUAUAUUGUCAUUCCAACAAUGUUUGUCAUCGUGAUUUAAAGUUGGAAAAUUUAUUAGUAGAUGAUAUGGGAAAUAUCAAAAUAAGUGAUUUUGGAUAUAGUAAUAUUUCGAGACCAGGAUUUUUAUUAUCAACUUUUUGUGGUUCACCAGUUUAUGCCCCACCCGAAAUACUUUUAGAAAAGAAAUAUAAUGGUCAUGAGGUCGACAUUUGGAGUGUUGGUGUAAUUUUAUAUGCAAUGGUAACAGGUCAACUUCCAUGGAGUUUAACCGAUGGUGUUCAAGUAGAGGGUUUAGAUAGAUUAUUAAAAGGUGAAUUUAAGUUUCCACCAAAUAUUUUAUUAAGUAGUGAGGUUAAAGAUCUUAUUAAUAGAAUGAUUGUUGCCAAUCCAUCGGAUAGAGCAAAGCUAUCUGAAAUUAAAAGUCAUGUAUGGACCAAUAAAGGAUACGAAUUAGAACCAGAUGAAGAAUAUAAUAGAAAGAAUAAUAUUAGCAACAAUAGUAAUGAUGAUUUGAAUCACUAUGGUACUUCUGCAGAACAAAGUCAAGGUAGUAAAUUCCUCAAGGUAAAUAGAUCGCCACUCUAUAAUAGUUCACCUAAUCUUCAAUCUCCUGCAUCACCUCGUGGAGCUUCCAUUUCCAUUAAUAGUGCAUGUUGUAGUAGUCCUAACCUUAUGGGAACAUCACCAAACAUGGGAUCACCAGCAGUCCUUACUCCACCACUUAGCCCGAUUUCCUCAUCCUGCUCCACAGCCUCUUCACCAGCAUGUCAAAGUCCACCAACACCAUCCACUCCAAGUCUAAAAAGUAGUCUAUUCCAUGGAUUAUUUAAAAAGAGAUCUCCAUCAUCUAGACAUCAACAAUUUAAUAAUAUAACAAAUAAUAAUAGCAAUAAUAACAAUAAUAACAAUAAUAGUAAUAACAAUAAUUCAGAAAACUCUUUUGAUGAAUCAUCAAAGAUUUCAACUUCACCAUCAUCUGAAUGUUCAACACCAAGUAUGAGUUCACCACCUAACAAUCCUGGUACACCUAGCAAUAACUACAGUAACUAUAAUAACUAUGGUUAUAGUAAGCGUCGUUUCAGUUUGGAGGACGUCGUCAAUGUGAUACGUGGAAAGAACAAAACACCAAAAGACAAGUUGAGAUCGAUCAAAGGACCAUUCACCGCAGGAACCACUACAACUCUUCAACCAUCGGACAUCAGUCGCCACCUUGAAGAUAUUCUAAUUUCACAAUCGAUCAAGUACCAACAGAACGGCUAUGUAUUUGAAUGUAAACAAUCGCAACAGGAUCUCUCUUCACUUAGUUCCUCAUCGUCAACCUCUUCAUCGUCAUCGUCCUCGACUACCUCGGCCACCACAGCAGAGCCACUCUCAUUUGAAAUUGAAAUCUGUCGUGUCAGUGGAAUGGAUCUCUAUGGUAUCAAGUUUAAGAGACAAAGUGGUGAUGUUUGGUUUUACAGUGUAAUUUGUAAGAAGAUUACUGAUGCCAUUCAAUUUUAA
Heterostelium album PN500 is the source of this 1971-nucleotide messenger RNA. It is a transcript of the gene mrkB, whose product is annotated as serine/threonine-protein kinase. The record is from RefSeq and is a predicted model, not a curated record. Lineage: Eukaryota; Evosea; Eumycetozoa; Acytosteliales; Acytosteliaceae. Gene Ontology annotation, biological process: intracellular signal transduction; protein phosphorylation. The transcript is spliced from 3 exons. Gene Ontology annotation, cellular component: cytoplasm. The coding region runs from base 1 to 1971 and encodes 656 amino acids. Gene Ontology annotation, molecular function: ATP binding; protein serine/threonine kinase activity.